AUCAUCUUCUAGCAAUACAUAGAUAACAAUGGCAAUUUGUUUGCCUGGAAUUUUGCCUGCUAAGCAGGUUCUUCGCCGAUCAAAUUUAGUCUCCAAUCAUUCACCAUCUGUAGAUCUUCCAAAGGGCUACCUUGCAGUUUAUGUAGGAGCGAGACAAAAGAAACGAUUUGUAAUUCCAAUAUCAUUCUUAAAUGAACUUGCAUUUCAAGAACUGCUAUACAAGGCAGAAGAAGAAUUCGGGUUCAAUCAUCCAAUGGGAGGUCUCACAAUUCCCUGCAGCGAAGACGUAUUCAUUGACCUCACUUCUUGCUUGAGCAGGUGUUGAUAUGUGGCAAUAGGACGUAU
Pistacia vera is the source of this 345-nucleotide messenger RNA. RefSeq names its product auxin-induced protein 15A-like. The transcript has a single exon. The record is from RefSeq and is a predicted model, not a curated record. NCBI's taxonomy places the organism in Eukaryota, Viridiplantae, Streptophyta, Magnoliopsida, Sapindales, Anacardiaceae. Gene Ontology annotation, biological process: response to auxin. Bases 29 to 325 code for a protein of 98 amino acids.